Messenger RNA from Portunus trituberculatus (swimming crab), 2228 nucleotides. RefSeq names its product beta-catenin-like protein 1. The transcript has 11 exons. The record is from RefSeq and is a predicted model, not a curated record. Lineage: Eukaryota; Metazoa; Arthropoda; Malacostraca; Decapoda; Portunidae. The coding region runs from base 231 to 2057 and encodes 608 amino acids. Gene Ontology annotation, cellular component: spliceosomal complex.
AAUGCUAGUUUGUUGUGGUGGAUGUGUGAGCGGCGCCGCGACUUGUCAGCAACACGCCUUUUGUAUUACUGUCUUCUUAGACCUAACCUGCUGGUAUUUGGUGACGUGCGAGUGGUGACGGAGAGAAGGAGAGCCUGAAUAGUAAGUGAGGCAGGCGAAGGUAGGAAGGAGACGGGAGUGAUUACUCUAUCUGUCCGGCUGCCGUGCCGCAGCCUCACAUCACUUGAACCAUGGAUGUCGGGGAACUUCUCUCCUUCAAGCCUGAGAUGGCAGUGAAGCGUGGGCCAGAGGAGGAGGAGGAGGAACGAGAGCGGCCAGGGAGGAAGAGGAGUCGCCUGGAGGUGCGAGGGUUGGGGGGCCAUGCAGGGCUGCCACCACCAUCACAACACCACCACCACCACCGCCACCACCGUGAAUCACAGGACCAACAACAACAACAACAGCAGCAGCAACAACAACAACAACAACAACAACAACAACAACAACAACAACAACAGCAGCAACAGCAGCAGAUUCCGGUCCCCUCAGCGCAAACUAAGCAGAUUGUGGAGGAGAAGUUGCAGCAACUUGAUGAGCAGGAAGAUCCAGAGGCAGCGGAGGGCCCCAUGGAUGAAUUCAAGCUGAAGAAGAUGAUUCUCAGCUUCGAGAAGAGAGUACUCAAGAACCAGGAGUUAAGGAUUAAGUUUCCAGAUGACCCACGCAAGUUCAUGGAGUCAGAGAUUGAGCUGAACGAGGCUGUAGAGGAGUUGCAUGUGGUGGCAACAGUGCCAGACUUGUACCCGGCACUGGUGGAGCUUGGUACUGUAAAGACUCUUUUGUCACUGCUCAGCCAUGACAACACUGACAUCUCUAUUGCUGUGGUGGAUCUCCUGCAGGAGAUGACUGAGGUGGAGGAUCGGGAGGACGAGGAGAGUGAUGGAGCAGAGGCACUGGUGGAGGCCUUGCUGGAGGGUCAGGUGGUCACAAUCUUGGUCCACAAUCUUCAGCGCCUCGAUGAGUCACACAAGGCAGAGGGUGAUGGCGUCCACAACUCCCUUGGAAUCAUUGAGAACCUGGCAGAAGUACGACCUGAGAUGUGCACAGAGGCAGGUCCUGGUGGGCUGCUGGCGUGGCUCCUGAAGCGCCUCCGAGCCAAACUGCCCUUUGACGCCAAUAAGCUGUAUGCCUCAGAGAUCCUUGCUAUCUGUAUCCAAAACAGUGAGGAGAAUCGGCGCCUGCUGGGAGAGAUUGAUGGCAUUGAUGUUCUUCUGCAGCAGUUGGCCGUAUUCAAGCGACAUGAUCCAGCCACCAAUGAAGAGCAGGAGAUGAUGGAGAACUUGUUUGACACCCUCUGUGCUUGCCUCAUGCUCACCAUUAACAGGGAGCUCUUCCUGAGGGGUGAGGGGCUGCAGCUCAUGAACCUUAUGCUCAGAGAGAAGAAGCUGUCCCGCAAUGGAGCGCUGAGAGUGCUGGACCAUGCACUGACAGGGGGUGAGGGUGCCGACAACUGCAACAAAUUCGUGGAGAUCCUGGGUCUGCGCACCAUCUUUCCUUUGUUCAUGAAGACCCCUGGCAAGCAUGGCAAGAAGGGACUCACCAAGGACCAGCAUGAAGAGCACGUCAUCUCCAUCAUCGUGUCGCUGCUACGUAACUGCCGUCCCAACCAGCGCACUCGCCUGCUAAACAAGUUCACUGAGAAUGAUCAUGAGAAGGUGGAUCGCCUGCUGGAGCUCCACUUCAAGUACUUAGAGAAGGUUCUGGCCACCAACUAUGCCCUGGAGGAGCAAGCCAAGGCAGAGAACCUGGGUGAGGAUGAACUGUACCUACGCAGACUGGAUGGGGGACUCUUUACCCUUCAAUUAGUGGACUAUGUGAUGCUGGAUGUCUGUGCUACAGGGCCUCCCAGCAUCAAACGCAGGGUCCUCAAGAUACUGAACCUUAGGAAUGCCUCUGUCAAGACCAUCAAGAACAUUAUGAGAGAGUAUGCCAGCAACUUGGGUGACAUGGGUGGGAGUGAGACACAGGCAGAAGAGCAGGACAGAAUACUUGACCUCCUUGACAAGUUCCAAAACACUUAGAAAAGGAGGACAGAUUUUCUUCUUGUGUGUGUGUGUAAUCUUUUUGUAACUUCUCUGCCUUAAGGUGUGUUUGUGUGUGUGUGUGUGUGUGUAUAUGUUCUUUAUUAGAGCUGUAUAAAUUAAUGAAUGUGAAAGAGAGAGAAGAUAGAUAAUAAAUGAUCAGAUGUUUCA